Bombus pyrosoma is the source of this 1492-nucleotide messenger RNA. RefSeq lists its product as uncharacterized. The record is from RefSeq and is a predicted model, not a curated record. NCBI's taxonomy places the organism in Eukaryota, Metazoa, Arthropoda, Insecta, Hymenoptera, Apidae. The coding region runs from base 639 to 1385 and encodes 248 amino acids. The transcript is spliced from 3 exons.
UUUCACUGGGCAAAGCUAAAGUUCUACUACGGUAAGAUCAAUUUACGCUUGUGAUUCGUACCUUAUUUAAGAAAACAAACAAUGCGCCACCCAUUCACACGAAUCUUACGUAAGCGCGAGCCAAAUCCUCGUAUAAAAUUACUUUCUACCAGUUUCCACCAAUCCUCAUUGCUCCUCACACAUAAACAGUUUUUACUUUCAUCUAUUCUCCUCUCACGAUCGACCCUUGUACAAUUUCACUUCGUCGUCGUUAGUUUUCCUUUGCUCGAAGUAGCUAUCACGCUGUGCCUUCUUUUCUAAACGCUGUCUUCCCGAAUCGUCCAUAAUCGUGUUAUUUCGCGAGCGCCACGACAGCUAGAAACGAGAAAUUUCCUCUAUAUAAUUUCGGGUCAUAUGUGCAGCUAAAAUAGGCCGGAAAUAGUGAAUGUCGAAACCAAAAUCGUCCCAUAGGGAAAGGAUACGGAGCCGUGAAAACAUCGGCACCCUAGAUAAUGAGGCUUUCUUCUUUCUUUUCAGCCGGGCACACGUCCCUGAUCAAAAUUCAUCGGCCGUGCGUGGCUUCCAUCGACUAUAAAACCGCGUUGUCUUCGUUCGAGCCGGCAUUCGGUGCUUAGACUCGCAAAUCGGUGGGUACCGUCAUGAAGUUCACAACGAUCGUCUCGUCUGUCGCCCUUCUGGCCGCCCUCACCGCUGCGCAGAGGACUGAAACAACAGCUGACGCUCUUCAAAACAUUUAUUACAGAUGCAUCGACAACGAGUCCAUGUUAUCAUGCGUGAAACCCAAAGUUCUGGCCUACCUUAGCCAAGCUGUAAAAGAAGACAGACUAGCCAUUACGGACGACUUAGCAAUAGUUAAAUCUCGAAACAUGCCGGAAGAAAGCAAUGAAGAAUACUACCCCCCGCAGUACGACUCAGUAGAUCCUGCAAGGAAAGAACUUCUUAGGUCUUUGAUGUUGGAGAAACUAGACGCGUACCUGUCGAGUCACCAGCUGGAGGCUAAGCUGCCUGAAGCUAUCGUUGGCUCCAAUAUUGUACCGAGAGCCUUAGUGGAUACCAUGCCCAGAAGCUUGACUGUUCCUUUGUCUGACUCCUCGAACGGUCAAGGCCGUGGAUUCGUUAAGAAGGUUAUGAUACCGUUCCUGCUGGGUCUGAAGUUCAAAGCUACCGCUCUGGUGCCGCUCGCUCUUGCCUUGAUUGCUCUGAAGACCUGGAAAGCUCUCACCCUUGGUCUCCUCUCGAUGGUGCUCAGUGGAGCGAUGAUGAUCUUCAAGCUGACGAAACCCAAGGUCGCCUACGAGGUCGUGCACUAUGGACACCCACCAGUAGAGCACCCACCACACUGGGAAACGGCAGCUCAUGGUCCCUACAGGGGAUACAGAAAAUAGGCUGACGAAGAACCUCAAUUUUUUCCCCCUAGAACCGUUCUAUUUAUUAUUUAUUCACGCGCGACUCUGACUUAUUUAUAAAUAAAAUUUCUUACAUGGUCUCAUCA